AUGGCUCUGCUCCACUGCCGCCUCGCAGGCCUCCGAAACCUAUCCCGUGGCCGCCGCAGCUUCACCACCACGCCGUCGCGGCUGGCCACGCAGGUGAAGACGGCGCAGCAGCUGCCGUUCCCGAAAAUUAAAAGUAAAUGGGACGAGGAGCCGGUGAGCAUGUAUCGGCAGGGCGGGUUCCACCCGACGCGGCUCGGCGAUAAAAUUGGUGACCGGUAUCUGGUGGUGAGAAAGUUGGGGUGGGACGUGUAUUAUACGGUGUGGCUUGCGAAGGAUUUGAGCACCGAUCGUCAUGUCGCCCUAAAGAUCCUCGAAGAUUCUUGCUACAGCGGCAAGCCAGAGCUGCUCGAGCUCUCCAUCCUCAGACAUAUCAAGACUGCGGACCCGAGCCACCCAGGUCAUAGUCGCAUCCUGCACAUGCUGGAUAAUUUCGAGCAUCGUGGGCCAAACGGGAAACAUGUAUGCAUGACCUUUGAGCCGAUGGGACAUGAUACUCUUGUUCUCUCGAAUAAGCUGGAAGACUACCAAUUGCCAGUGGGAGCUGUGCAGGAGCUGGCAAGGCAAUUGUUUCAAGCGCUGGAUUAUUUGCACACAAGGUGUGGGGUUAUUCAUACCAACCUGAAGCCUCGUAAUAUUCUUAUGGAUAUCAAUGAUACAGAGAAAGUCAUCCGGGAUUACUUGUUAGCCACGCAAGCCCGCGGCAUUCAAGUUCAGUCCAGAGAUUGUCAUCUGGUCAGGUCAGAGUACAUCCCCACGGAGCUCCCACAGUAUCCCAACCAAUUCCGAUUCAAACUCACAGGUUUCGUCGUCUCCUGCUGGGUGGAUAAGCAUCUCGUAGAAUGGAUACAGCCCGCGGCGCUCCGAGCGCCAGAAGUCAUCCUGGGCGCCGAUUGGGGCCCAAGUGUGGAUUUAUGGAAUGCAGCAUGUAUUUUCUAUGAACUAGUGACAGGAGAUAUACUCUUUGGCGGUGUAGCGUUGAACGCAAAUGAGCAGGACUUGGACACCCCAGACGCAAAGGAGCAUCAUAUAGCGCAGAUGAUUGCCCUCUUCGGGCCCUUGCCUGAAGACCUCGUGAGGGAGGGGAGAAACCGGCUCGAUUAUCUGGGCUCUGAUGGAAAAAUGGCGACAUCACGCGUCAUCAUGCCCCGUAGCCUGGCGGGGAAGAUCAAGGGGUUUCGGCCAGAUAUGACGGACGAGGAUGUAGAAACUUUUGAGUCUUUCUUGCUGAAGAUGCUGAAAUAUAGGCCAAGGGAUAGGAAGACUGCGGCGGAAAUGCUGAAGGACCCGUGGGUGCGAGUCCCGUGGGAAUAG
Molecule: messenger RNA, 1311 nt
Organism: Morchella importuna
Lineage: Eukaryota; Fungi; Ascomycota; Pezizomycetes; Pezizales; Morchellaceae
Exons: 6
Coding region: 1-1311 (436 amino acids)
Biological process (GO): spliceosomal complex assembly; regulation of mRNA processing; protein phosphorylation
Molecular function (GO): ATP binding; protein kinase activity
Source: RefSeq, a predicted model, not a curated record